Messenger RNA from Lepus europaeus (European hare), 1937 nucleotides. RefSeq names its product CYFIP related Rac1 interactor B (gene CYRIB). The transcript has 14 exons. Gene Ontology annotation, biological process: regulation of actin filament polymerization; positive regulation of T cell activation. Bases 238 to 1257 code for a protein of 339 amino acids. Lineage: Eukaryota; Metazoa; Chordata; Mammalia; Lagomorpha; Leporidae. The record is from RefSeq and is a predicted model, not a curated record. Gene Ontology annotation, molecular function: small GTPase binding.
CGGUCCGGCCGCCGCCGCUCCGCCGCUCCGGGCCCGGGGCUCCCCCUAGCGCCGCUGAGGAGCCGCCGGCGCGGCUCGAGGAGGGCGGAGGAGCGGGGCUGAGCGCCUGGAGGCUCGAGCGGAGGAUAGAAGGACAAGACAGAAUCACCAGCACUGGCUGAAGCUUUCUUCCAAUAGGAGAGGAACACUUGAAAUAUUUCCUGCUUCUUUUUGGAUCAAUUAUAUGUACUUAAAUUUAUGACUGUGUAUAGAACUAUAGUAUGUCAUACACGGUACCUUAACAUGGGGAAUCUUCUUAAAGUUUUGACAUGCACAGACCUUGAGCAGGGGCCAAAUUUUUUCCUUGAUUUUGAAAAUGCCCAGCCUACAGAGUCUGAGAAGGAAAUUUAUAAUCAGGUGAAUGUAGUCUUAAAAGAUGCAGAAGGCAUCUUGGAAGACUUGCAGUCAUACAGAGGAGCUGGCCAUGAAAUACGUGAGGCAAUCCAGCAUCCAGCAGAUGAGAAGUUGCAAGAGAAGGCAUGGGGUGCCGUUGUUCCACUAGUAGGCAAAUUAAAGAAAUUUUAUGAAUUUUCUCAGAGGUUAGAAGCAGCAUUGCGAGGUCUCUUGGGAGCCUUGACAAGCACCCCAUACUCUCCCACCCAGCAUUUAGAGCGAGAGCAGGCUCUUGCUAAGCAGUUUGCAGAAAUUCUUCAUUUUACACUCCGGUUUGAUGAACUCAAGAUGACGAAUCCUGCCAUACAGAACGAUUUCAGCUAUUACAGAAGAACGUUGAGUCGGAUGAGGAUUAAUAAUGUUCCAGCAGAAGGAGAAAAUGAAGUAAAUAAUGAAUUGGCAAAUCGAAUGUCUUUGUUUUAUGCUGAGGCAACCCCAAUGCUGAAAACCUUAAGUGAUGCCACGACAAAAUUUGUCUCAGAGAAUAAAAAUUUACCAAUAGAAAAUACCACAGAUUGUCUAAGCACCAUGGCUAGUGUUUGCAGAGUCAUGCUUGAAACACCGGAAUACAGAAGCAGGUUUACAAAUGAAGAAACAGUGUCCUUCUGCUUGAGAGUAAUGGUGGGUGUUAUCAUACUCUACGACCAUGUGCAUCCAGUGGGAGCAUUUGCCAAAACCUCCAAAAUUGACAUGAAAGGUUGUAUCAAAGUUCUUAAGGACCAGCCUCCCAACAGUGUAGAAGGUCUUCUAAAUGCUCUCAGGUACACAACAAAACAUUUGAAUGAUGAGACUACCUCCAAGCAAGUUAAAUCCAUGCUGCAGUAACAGUUCUGGAGUGAGACCUGCUGUGGACAGAAGACAGUGUUCUGCAAUGACUGAGAAUGCACAGUUUUUUAGUGAUUGCAAUUACUAUCUCAUUUAUUCUUGCUUUUAUUUCUUUCCUCUGUUCCUCUUCCCUCUUUUUUAAUCAUGUUCUUGUUCUGAAGACUUCUUUUCUGUGCCAAAAUCAGUAAAGUUUCACUCUGAAGGGACAUUGUCCCUUCAAAAAGGCCAUCUAAGGCAGCUAAUUAUGCAUUACAUUGGGGUCUCUACUGAGAAAAAUUCUGUGACUUGAACUAAAUAUUUUUAAAUGUGGAUUUUUUUUGAAAACUAAUAUUUAAUAUUGCUUCUCCUGCAUGGCAAAACUGCCUAUUCUGCUAUUUAAAAGCCCUCAACAACUUUAUUUUCUACUGCCGCUUUUUUCAUGUGCAGCCAAAAUGAAAAUGUUUAAAUUAAUUGUGUUGUACAAAUGGUACCCAACACAAACGUUUUUUAAAUUAGUAAGACUUUUGUUUAAAGUUUUAAGUUUGCAUUUUGACUUUUUUUGUAAGGAUGUAUGUUGUGUGUUUAACCUUUAUUAACUAACGUUAAAAACUGUGAUGUGUGCGUAGAAUAUUACGUAUGCAUGUUCAUGUUUAAAGAAUGGCUGUUGAUGAUAAAAUAAAAAUCAGCUUUCAUUUUUCUAA